Sycon ciliatum is the source of this 2335-nucleotide messenger RNA. Its product is annotated as TNF receptor-associated factor 3-like. Gene Ontology annotation, biological process: tumor necrosis factor-mediated signaling pathway; regulation of apoptotic process; protein K63-linked ubiquitination. Gene Ontology annotation, molecular function: zinc ion binding; protein binding. The record is from RefSeq and is a predicted model, not a curated record. NCBI's taxonomy places the organism in Eukaryota, Metazoa, Porifera, Calcarea, Leucosolenida, Sycettidae. The coding region runs from base 348 to 2021 and encodes 557 amino acids. The transcript has 9 exons.
CUUUGCUGGAAGUGGAACAUCGCGGCUGAGAAACGUUGGAGAAAGGGCACGGGGCACGGUUUUGGUAGAUCAGUAGAAGUCAAUGACUGUAUUAUUAUUAUUGCUUCAGGAGAAUACCUCCUUUAUGUGAACCGUCGCCAAGUGGCGAAGGUUUUCGUCCUCACUGCAGCUGCAGUUUGGCAGAAGAGACUACAGCUCGAGGACUGGUUGAUGUAACGGGUGAAGAUGAGUUCUCGUCGGAGGACACUAGUGGUGGACGACUCAGAAUUGUAACGAACACGGUUGGAGACCAAGAUUAGCAGAAGCGACAGUGGGUGGCAUGAUAGGCAUCAGAAGGCCACGCAAGCAUGGGUUAUGAUGUACCGUUCGUGGACAUAUUGCCAGAUCAUCUCAAGUGUCCAAUAUGCCUCACCGCAUUCGAAAAUGCAAUGCAAACUGUCUGCGGACACUUGUUCUGCAAGGCUUGUCUCGACCGCUUGACUGUCCCAGAAUGCUCAGUCUGCAAGGAACCGCUUCAAAAGACUGGGGUAUUCCCUGAUCGGCAUGUACAGCGUGAAGUAAUGGUACUAAAAGUGAAGUGUCCCAAUGCUGACUGUAAUUGGAGUGGAUCACUGAAAGACUGGCUGGGCAUCCACAAUAACACAUGUGACUAUGAACUGAUCCGUUGCGUGCACCGCGAGUGUGGCAUGCGCUUCUUGCGCAGAGACAAGGCGAAGCAUGCCGAUCUGGACUGUAAGCAUCGCAUGCUGCCAUGUCGCCGCUGCAAGAAGCCUGUGCCGGCAGUGUUGAUGAAGCAACAUGGGGAGUCAGAAUGUGUUGCUGGGAAAGUCACUUGUCCAAUGAAGUGUGGCCGAAAGCUCCUGCAAAGAUCAAUGUUGGAGGAUCAUGUCAAGAAGUGCCCUUUAUCUACAAUGGACUGUCCAUAUGCCAGGGUUGGCUGUCAGAAAAAGGUACUACGGCAAGAGCUUAAGCAACACCUAGCAGUUGCAGUUAGCUACCAUAGUGAAUUGGUGGUUAACAGCACCAGCAAGGAGGCUAUACUGGAGAACAUGAAGAGUGCCGACAUGCAGGAACUCCUCCAAAAGAGCAUUGCCAGUCCGUCGACCAUGGCUGCUGCUGCAGCUAAUCUCCGGAGCCAAGCAGCUGAUGUCCAGAGAUCUGACUUGGAUCGCUUGCACAGCAUGAUCAGUGGACUUGCAUCACAGGUACAGACACAGCGAGAAAAGAUUUCCAGCAUUGAGGCUAGUGCCAUGCGAGACGGUACAUCCGCUAGUGGUUUGGGCGAGACAACCCGGGCAUUAGGUGCACUCGGCUUCAACACCGUCGACUCUGCAUUAGGUGAAGACAUACUGAGUAGUGUGAAUGACCCGGCAUCGCGCUCUACACCUGGACAACACAACAGAGACAUGGAUGAGGUGGUCCGUCAACAGGAGCGCUCCCUUGUGGAGCUGAGUACGCAUAUAGCUGAUCUUGAACUCCGAGUCAAUAUGUGCGAGGUAGCAGCUUAUAAUGGUGUUCUCACAUGGAAGGUAACCCGCUGGUCCCAGCGCCGUGCUGAUGCCAUCUCUGGUCGGGCAACAUCCAUCUAUAGUCAGCCAUUCUACACAGACUACCAUGGGUAUAAAUGCUGCACACGGCUCUACCCAAAUGGUGAUGGUGCUGGCUACGGAACACACGCAUCUCUCUUCUUUGUCGUGAUGCAGAAUGAUUAUGAUGGAGUCCAGGACUGGCCGUUCAGCCACAAGGUCACGUUCUCUCUACUGAACCAGCUAUCAGGCAAGCCCGAUGCGUCGGAGACCUUCCGUCCAGAUGUGUCAAGCAGUUCCUUCCACCGGCCAACUGCUGCAAUGAAUGUAGCCAGCGGGUGCCCCAAAUUUGCCGACCUCCAGAAGAUUGACGAUCGUGCAGAAGGGUUUCUGACCGAUGAGGACUGCAUCUUCAUUAAAGUUGUCGUGGAUCGGAGCAACAUUCGAAAGCGUCCCAGUGCUCCUCCACCACCGGGGCGCACUUCCAAUUCAUAAGUGCAAAUGGCUCCUUCAUAGCAUACACGGUGAAGUCACACACACACACACACACACACACACACACACACACACACACACACACACACACACACACACACAGACAGACACACGCACGCACUACCACCAUCACUGCCACUCGCUCGCAGUGUCAUAUUUAAUUUAGGUGUUUGGCAACAUCAACGAAAAUCUGCCAUGCUCUGAACUGCUGAUUAGCAUCCAUCCUAUUACGUUCAAAAUAUAGCUUGAGGCUGCAGCACUGACAGUAGAUCUACGCAGUGUUCUUUAACAUGACCACCAGUACUUGGCAUCCA